This is a messenger RNA of Lemur catta (Ring-tailed lemur), 2333 nucleotides long. It is a transcript of the gene FCRL1, whose product is annotated as Fc receptor like 1. Gene Ontology annotation, molecular function: transmembrane signaling receptor activity. Lineage: Eukaryota; Metazoa; Chordata; Mammalia; Primates; Lemuridae. The transcript is spliced from 10 exons. The record is from RefSeq and is a predicted model, not a curated record. The coding region runs from base 1 to 1452 and encodes 483 amino acids. Gene Ontology annotation, biological process: cell surface receptor signaling pathway.
AUGGCUUAUGACAAGGAUGAAAGAAAUGUGUUCACUUUUACUGAAACUUCAAGCUUCAGCAUCUCCAAUGCCAGCUCCAGGGACAGUCUUCAGUAUUCCUGUACUGGCAUCCAGAAAGGUGUUUUUAGCUCAUGGCUAGAAACUUCAAAAAAGAAUAAGAUCUCAGUCAAAGCCCCAUUGCCCUGCAAUUGUGUUGGAUUUCUCUCUCUAGAGCUGUUUCUGAUAGCCAGCCCCCCCCAGCCCACAGAGGGGAGCCCAGUGACCCUGACCUGUAUGACUCGGUCCCUUCCACACUGGUCAGAUGAUCAGCCCCAGUUCCGCUUCUUCAGAGAUGAACGGGUCCUGAGGCUGGGCUGGAGCAGCUCCCGGGAGCUCCAAAUUGCUGCUGUGUGGAGGGAAGAUUCAGGGUCCUACUGGUGUGAAGCAAAAACAGUGGCACCCAAAGUCUUCAGAAGCCGGAUACUCCAGAUGAACGUGUGGAGAGUCCCCAUCUCUGAUGUGAGCUUGGAGACCCAGCCUCCAGGGGGACAGGUGACAGAGGGAGACAAGCUGGUCUUCGUCUGCUCGGUUGCUAAGGGCACAGGAAACAUCACCUUCCUCUGGUACAAAGGGGCACUGGGUUUAAACCUGGGAACAAAGACCCAGCACUCGCUGACGGCGGAGUUUGAGCUGCCAACGGUGAGGAAGAGUGAUGCUGAGCAAUAUUACUGUGCGGCUGACAAUGGCUUCGGUCCCAAGCCCAGCGGACUGGUGAGCAUCACUGUCAGAAUUCCAGUGUCUCGCCCUGUUCUCACCAUCACGGCACCCGGGGCCCAGGCUGUGGUGGGGGACGUGGUGGAGCUUCACUGUGAGGCCCCUAGAGGCUCUCCCCCGAUCCUGUACCGAUAUUAUCAUGAGGAUGUCACCCUGGGGAGCAGCUCGACCCCCUCUGGAAGAGGAGGGUCCUUCAACUUCUCCCUGACUGCAGAACAUUCUGGAAGUUACUCCUGUGAGGCUGACAAUGGCCUGGGGGCCCAGCGCAGUGAGGUGGUGACACUCAACUUCACAGUGCCUGUCCAGAACAGAAGGGAUCAUCUUACAUCAGGAAUCAUCGAGGGGCUGCUUGGCACCCUGGGUCCCUCCACAGCGGCCCUAUUAUUUUGCUAUUGGCUCAAGAGAAAAAUAGGAAGACGUUCAGUCAGUGAUCCACCCAGGAUCCCUCCCCGCCCUGUACCCCGAGAAUUCACCUACCUCAACUCACCUGCCCCCAUGCAGCCACAGUCUACAUAUGAAAAUGUGAAUGUUGUAAGUGGGGAUGAGAUAUAUUCAUUAGUGUACAGUAUCCAGCAGGAACAAUCAGCAGCAGCAGUAGAACCCCUGGGGACACUUAUAGAGAGUAAGGACCCCUUAGACAUCUACUCUAGGCUGAGGAAGGCGAACGUUACAGACGUGGACUAUGAAGAUGCUAUGUAAAGUUAUGGAAGAUUCUGCUCUUUGAAAACCAUCCAUGACCCCAAGACCCAGAUGUGAUACGUUCUUCAGAGAUUCUGGCAAGUCGGCUUUCCAGUCACCUCACCCAGGUGCUGUUCUCCGUGAGCCUGUUCCUGUAUCUACUGUGAGAUGAAGUUGACACAGCCCUGAAGAAACCACCUAGGAGAACCAACAUGGGCACAGGAGUGGGAAGGAUUUUGUAAUCAGAACCUCAUUCUUGCUGGUUCUUUUAGGAACAGGUCAAAUUGUGUUCUGACUUCUUUUUACAAGAGGAAACAGGAUGAGAUAAAAAAAUUGGGGUGCUGGGGUGGCGGGUCAGUGAAGCUCAGAGUGCAAGAACCCAAGGUGAGUGAUUUUGCAAGACUGCUCCACAGAAAGAGCUGUGUCUAUCAUUUUGUACAAGUGCUUUCUCUGCCCUGACAGUACAAAACCCCAGUCCUAUUACUUUAAUUGAUCAUCUUAUUUCCACCUAAAAUACGUGAUUUGGUUUAUUUUGAGUCACUACUAUCAAAUUAGAAUUAAAACAAAGUGACAUAAAAAGUUAUUGUGAUUACACUCAAUUUUAGUGACAUAUUUUGUACACACAGGCCAAUCUAACAGCCUCCAUAUUUAUUAGUCUUUGUAAGUUUCACCACAUCCAAAGUUCUAUAUUUGUUGUAGCCUCUAGAGGUUUUAUGAAUGCAGUGUUUCUUCUUUUAUUCACACACUUUUGAAAUCUUAGUAAUAUGGUUUGAAGUCUGUAUUUUAAUUUUAAAACAAUCACAUAUUCACUCAUAAAUUAAAACAAUUUAGAGGUAUAUAAAGUAAAAAAUUAAAGUCUUUCUUAUAAGCUAACGUAACAGGUGGUAACCAUUGUUAAAAAC